AUGCGAAAUUACAAACGCAAAACAGAUAGAGAUGCAACUCCUCUUGAUGUUAUGAAAAGAGCUGCCAAAGAAGUUGAUGAUGGAAAAAGUUUGCGGAGUGUGUCAAAAGACUUUCAAAUUGAUAGAAUGACACUCAAAAGGUUUAUACUGAAGAAAAUGAAAGAUUCCCAGGCUGCUACAGGAUAUAAAGCUGUAUCAUUAAAUCAGUCUGUUAUACCUCCAGACAUGGAACAGGAUUUGGCAAAUCACAUCAAACUUAUGGCGGACAUGUUUCAUGGUCUGUCUUUAACUAAAUGCCGUGUACUUGCGUACAAAUUUGCAUCUCAAAAUCAGAUAAAUAUGCCAGUUAGCUGGGUUACAAAUGGUAAGGCAGGCACAGAUUGGUGGCUAGGUUUCAGGUCAAGAUAUAAUUUAUCAUUAAGAAGUCCAGAGGCAACAUCAUUUGCAUGA
Messenger RNA from Lottia gigantea (owl limpet), 450 nucleotides. RefSeq lists its product as hypothetical. NCBI's taxonomy places the organism in Eukaryota, Metazoa, Mollusca, Gastropoda, Lottiidae. The record is from RefSeq and is a predicted model, not a curated record. The coding region runs from base 1 to 450 and encodes 149 amino acids. The transcript has a single exon.